AUUUAAGCCCUUGCAAAUCUGCCAACUGUUGUACUGUUCGAAGUUAUUGUAAAAUGUUAAAAUGUUUUUUGUUUAUUUUUAUCAUCAGUGUGUUUGUUCCGUUGGUGUUAGCUAUGCGAGGGAUGAUUUUGGGCCCAGGACGUUGGCUGGUGCUGAACAUCAUAGAAUGCGAGAACCCUGAUCAGUACGAAAUCAUGUACAAUAUCAAUCGCAAGAAGAUCAACCGCACCCAUGAUUGCUUCAACAUGAAUAUGGAACUUGAUAGGGUCAUCAAUACUACUUAUGCUAUACAUAUAGACGUAUACCAAGAAUUUGAUGGGCGCUUCAAUUUCUACAAGAAGAUCACUGACGACUGUGCUUGUAGUUUCGUUAUGACGCACGCGGGAGUGAGCGCGAAGAGAGCUCUCACUAUGGCUAAUAUUGAUCCCCCUGAUUGUCCAUUGCAACCGGGGCCCAUAACAAUAAACAACUUCGUGAUGGACUACAGAGAACUCUCAAGACAUAGUGUUUAUGGAACAUUUCAAGCCGACGUAUAUUUAUUAUAUAACAAAGUCAGAAUAGCUUGCACACGAGUCAUAGCUAACUUUGAGUAUGUGGAUGACGAAGCUGAUGACUUUGACUUUGAUGACUAUGGCGAUUUUUAAUAUUGUGGAGUUCUUUGUAAAUUUUUAUAUUAAAUGAUGAUCGACAAAUGGAAUUACACAAUUUAUUUUUCGAUAUAGAGUUCAAGUAUAGUCUACCACUUAGUAUGGUACGGCUUUGGUGGUGCAAAUUAUGUAUGAAUGUGAAACAUACUGUUCAAGAGUUUCUACGAUUUACCAAAACUGAAAUCAAAGAUCCUUUGACCAAAAACUCCCCUACAGUGAAUAAACUAAACAAAUGAUUA
Molecule: messenger RNA, 886 nt
Organism: Helicoverpa zea (corn earworm)
Lineage: Eukaryota; Metazoa; Arthropoda; Insecta; Lepidoptera; Noctuidae
Exons: 4
Coding region: 54-644 (196 amino acids)
Source: RefSeq, a predicted model, not a curated record